This is a messenger RNA of Nerophis lumbriciformis (worm pipefish), 4503 nucleotides long. RefSeq names its product thyroid hormone receptor associated protein 3a (gene thrap3a). Gene Ontology annotation, cellular component: mediator complex. The record is from RefSeq and is a predicted model, not a curated record. Gene Ontology annotation, molecular function: transcription coregulator activity; DNA binding. Lineage: Eukaryota; Metazoa; Chordata; Actinopteri; Syngnathiformes; Syngnathidae. Gene Ontology annotation, biological process: positive regulation of transcription by RNA polymerase II.
AGUGUGUUUAAUUUCGUUGGAACUUUAAUUGAAAUACAUUGGACAUGACCUUUGUCAAAAUGAAUACCGUUGUCACAUGUAAUAUCCAUCGUGCAUACAUUUGGCAUCACAAUACGCGGCCUAUUGUGUUUUCUGACUUUAGAUUUAUGUUUGACAAGAAAAUGACAGACCUUAGCCUGCCAACAUUGGUGGUACAGACAGAUUACAUUCCUAAAGUCCAAUUUUUUGUACAUGGUGUAAUUUUCUGCAGUGUUGUAUGCAGAGUGGUAGUCAGGUGACCAAAGGGAAGCCAACCCCCUAUGUAAAUGAGCUGUGACUAAAUAAAAACUACUUGAGUUUCAUGCCUGACAUGAUACUACUCACUGCACGUUGCCUUCUUCCCUUCUACAAAGCAGCUGAUUCGGUAGUUUUGAAGUUGGAAAUUUUUUCUUCAGCUAUCUUUACAUGAUUAUUUUCUUCACUUUUUUGGUACAUUUUUUAUUUUGAUCUCUAUUCAAACAUUUUUAUCCUCUAUUGAACCCAUUUAAGAUGGGCUAUUGGACUGAUCAUGGUCAUUAGUUGGUUAGCCAUGACAUUUUUGUUGUUGACCUUUUUUUUAAACUGCUGACUGAAAUGGAAUACAUUUCUUCUAUGAAAGUUUGAGGUUGGCGGUGCUGCCUGCAAGGAUGUCCAGAGCUACGAGAUCAGCCUCCCGGUCUCCGAGCCACUCCAGGUCAAGAUCCCGGUCACGAUCGCACUCCAGAUCCCGAUCCACCUCGCAGUCCAGGAGAAGUAAUUCGCGAUCUCGCUCGAGAAAACAUCGCUACAGCUCUAGGUCUCGGUCUCGAUCAAGAUCGCGUUCAAGAUCUCACUCGCCACUAUAUAACCGUGACAAGAAAUACUUCAAAGGAUACCAGAACAACCGUGAGUUCCGGGGCUACCACCGUGGCUUCCGGAGGCCAUACAACUUCCGAGGCAGAGGACGGGGCUACUUCCCACGUGGACGGUACCAGCGUGGAGGUGGUGGUGGUGGUGGUGGUGGUGGUGGGAGAGGCUAUAAUUAUAAUAAUAAUAACAAUAAUAAUUUCCGUGGCAACUGGAAGAAUUACAAACAGAACCCCCAGAAGCAGCAAAAGCAGAACCAUCCAAGCCAGUACAAAGAGCGACCCGAGCAACAAAAAUUCUCUGGAAGUCCACCUCCAGGACACUCGCGCCACUCUGACCGAUCAGUUUCUCCAUUAUCCAGGCAAUCACAGCAUUCUAAUGCUUCCUCCCACUCCUCUUCUCCCAAAAGUAAGCCAGCCUUGUUGCUGGAUAAUAAAAAUGGUAACAAUAUGAAAGAGGAGCCCUUGGCUUCCAAGGAGGUCCAGAAGGAAGGAGCAGAUGGAGAUCAAAUUGAGGCUAGAAACGCCAAAGAAGGUCAAAGCGGUGGGAAAACUGAGAGGGGCUGGCAAGGCUUGAUGGACUGUGACAGUAGUCCAAAUCGAGCCAGUCCGGAAAAUCCUGCUGUUGUUGCUCAGGACCGGCAAAACUCUGACCAGGCUGGUAACUCCACCCAAAACAUAAAAAACACCAGCAAUGGCUCCCCCUCCUGGCAGGCAGUGUGCAAUUCAUCCUCGACAAAAAAGCUUUCACAAGAAGCGCUAAAUCAAAUGCUUUCCAGCCUUGACAUCCUCAACAGUGAGGAAUGCCCAGAUGGAGAAAAAACUGCUAUCACCAUCGCCUUCAGAAAGUUUUUAAAGGAGCACAAUAAAAAAACUAAAUCCACUUGUGGAAAUGACAAGAGCACAGAGGAAAAUACAAUCGAUACGGAAAAAGUCAACAUCAAUGGUCAAGCACCUGCCAGGUUUGCUGAACCUGUGUCAAAUCAGUACAAAACAGAUGCUGCUGAUAAAGUGUCUGUAAACCAUUUGUUGAAAGCUUCCCCUUGUCUGUCUGACGAGGAAGAGGAUGUGAUAACCAAAACUCAUUUAAAGUCACUUCAAAAAGACAAGCACAAUGGGAAGGACUCCUGUAAUCUGAGGUCCAAGACAACCCAAGAGCAGUCUGAUGAGUGCUUUGACAAAUGGCACAGUGUGGGAGCUGACAGUGAGCUGGAUGUCAUGGGAGAGGAGAUGUGCACCAGUCACAAGUCAGCUGCCGUUACUGCCGCCAUCGCUCGGCGGGAAAUGGUGGGGGAUUUUGAAGAACUAGGUUGCAAACCUAGAAAGGUGUCUAAAUCUCCCUCUACCCUAUCUCCCACGCCACCGCUGAGGCAGAUGUUUAUGGUCACCGGAGAGAGCUCAUCUCUGUUGUCCGCAAGAAAACCGGAGACAAAGAUUAAUGUUAGAAUGAAUUUCCUUGGAGACAGCUUGAUAGGCACAUCAGAGAUUUUAGCUCAGGAGCGACAAUUGUCUCAGGACCUGGUGCAGUCUUCAAAGAGGGGCCAAGAGUUUCACUCCAUCUUUCAACACGUUCAGGCCACGCCACAGCAGAGGACUCCCUCCGAGCUUUUUGCUCAGCACAUUGUUACCAUCCUUCACCACGUCAGAGGUCAGCACUUUGCUCCUUCAAGAAUGACUCUUAACGAGCGAUUCACCGUGUACCAAAGGCAAACUGCGCAGAAGGAAACCCUGAAACCAAGACAAAGUCCAGAGAUUCACAGGAGAAUUGACGUUUCACCAAGUGCAUUUAAGAAACACUCUCAGGUUUUUGAGGCAAUGAAAAGCGCAGAAGAUGGCACUUACAAGGACUCUGGGGAAAAAAUGAAGGCUGACCCAAUGGACCUACGCUUGGAUAUCGAGCGUCGUAAAAAAUAUACCAGCCGCGAAACAGAUUACAGCCACGAUGAAGAGGUUUCCCCCAUCUCUCAUAUGAAUAGCGAGAGAUCUGUGGAAAAGUUGUCCAACAGCAACAAGAAACCAAAGGUCAGUGAGAGCAAGGGCUCUCGAUCCAGGUCGUCCUCAUCUUCGUCUUCCUCCAAAUCCCAGAGAGAUGAUUUACCAAAGUCGGAGCUCAAAGACGAAGGUUUUAACAGGCUUCGGCUGUGUCCAAAUGAAUUACCUGGACCUGCUGAGAAAGAAACAGCAUGGAGAGGAUUUCAAAUACAAUUUCGUGGAAGAGGGUGGAAGAGAGGAAAUCACCAGGGAGACAACUCACAUUGCAAUCAAGACAUGGCACUACAACCCAAUCAUGAAGAAUGGAAUACAGAGUGUCCUCCAAAGAGCAGAACAUACUACUUGGUGAACAGGCUAAUUGGGAACAGGUGGGUGCCAUGAUUGGGUAUAAAAUCAGCUUCCAUGAAAUGCUCAGUCAUUCACAAACAAGGAUGGGGCGAGGGUCAUCACUUUGUGAACAAAUGGGUGAGCAAAUUGUUUAAGAACAACAUUUCUCAACGAGCUAUUGCAAGGAAUUUAGGGAUUUCACCAUCUACGGUCUGUAAUAUCAUCAAAAGGUUCAGAGAAUCUGGAGAAAUCACUGCACGUAAGCAGCAAUGCUGAAAUCCAAAAUUAAAUGCCCGUGACCUUCGAUCCCUCAGGCGGUACUGCAUCAAAAAGCGACAUCAAUGUGUAAAGGAUAUCACCACAUGGGCUCAGGGACACUUCAGAAAACCACUUCCCGUAACUACAGUUGGUCGCUACAUCUGUAAGUGCAAGUUAAAACUCUACUAUGCAAAGCCAAAGCCAUUUAUCAACAACACCCAGAAACCCAGCCGGCUUCGCUGGGCCCGAACUCAUCUAAUAUGGACUGAUGCAAAGUGGAAAAGUGUUCUGUGGUCUGACAAGUCCACAUUUCAAAUUGUUUUUGGAAACUGUGGACGUUGUGUCCUCCGGAACCAAAGAGGAAACGAACCAUCCGGACUCUUAUAGGCGCAAAGUUGAAAAGCCAGCAUCUGUGAUGGUAUGGGGGUGUAUUAGUGCCCAAGGCAUGGGUAACUUACACAUCUGUGAAGGCACCAUUAAUGCUGAAAGGUACAUACAGGUUUUGGAGCAACAUAUGUUGCCAUCCAAGCAACAGUAUCAUGUCUUUCUGCUUAUUUCAGCAAGACAAUGCCAAGCCACAUUCUGCACGUGUAACAACAGGUUGGCUUCUGGGUACUAGACUGGCCUGCCUGUAGUCCAGACCUGUCUCCCAUUGAAAAUGUGUGGCGCAUUAUGAAGCCUUAAAUACCACAAUGGAGACCCCGGACUGUUGAACAACUUAAGCUGUACAUCAAGCAAGAAUGGGAAAGAAUUCCACCUGAAAAGCUUAAAAAAUGUGUCUCCUCAGUUCCCAAACGUUUACUGAGUGUUGUUAAAAGGAAAGGCCAUGUAACACACUGGUAAAAAUGCCCAUGUGCCAACUUUUUUGCAUAGUGUUGCUGCCAUUAAAUUCUAAGUUAAUGUUUGUUUGAAAAAUAAUGUUUAGUUCGAACAUUAAAUAUCUUGUCUUUGCAGUCUAUUCAAUUGAAUAUAAGUUGAAAAUGAUUUGCAAAUCAUUGUAUUCUGUUUUUAUUUACCAAUUACACAACGGGUCAACGUCACUGGUUUUGGGUUUUGUAACUUG